This is a messenger RNA of Odocoileus virginianus texanus, 5649 nucleotides long. Lineage: Eukaryota; Metazoa; Chordata; Mammalia; Artiodactyla; Cervidae. The record is from RefSeq and is a predicted model, not a curated record.
GGAGGCAGAGACAAGUACAUGUUUUCUGUUAUCUCACGUCUUAUAUGGCAAAAGUGUGAAUAUUACUGUAUAUGGUAGAUGUGAUAUGUUGAUCAUCUUGAAAGAAAGCACUUAUUCUGAGUUAUCUAGUCAGGCCCUGAAUGGAGUCACAGUUAUCCUUAUCAGAGAGAUGCUCAGAAGAGAAGACAGUCAAGAAGUCAGUGGGAGGACAGAGCGGAGAGACAUCUGGCCAUAGACAAGGAUGCCAGUAGUGAUCGGAAGCUGGAAGAGGAUGGAAGAAACUGUACGAAAUCUACUACAGAGUCAAGGACCUCCAGAACAGAAAAAAGAAGAAACUGUUAAUAUAAUGGUCUAUCAGGAAAAACUGUCAGAAGGAGAGCGAAAGCACAAGACAGCUUUGGAAGGCCGUCAGCUGGUGCUGGAUGAGGACGCGAGGAGUGAAGGCAGCAGUGCGGACGAGGGGCAGGAAAAGACCAAAUGGCUGCUAGAAAGGUUGAAAGCUCUAGAGGCAGAGAAUUCAGCAUUGGUUUUGGAAAAUGAAAAUCAAAGGGAACAGUAUGAGAGAUGUCUUGAUGAGGUAGCCAACCAGGUUGUACAAGCUCUGCUCACUCAAAAGGAUCUGAGGGAGGAAUGUGUAAAGUUGAAAACGAGAGUGUUUGAUUUGGAACAACAGAAUCGAACAUUAAGCAUCCUUUUCCAACAGCGAGUCAGACCAACUUCUGAUCUCCUCCUCCAGAAACUUCACUCACGCAUCUUAGAUCUUUCAUCCGGGGAUUUACUCUCAGAUGUGGAAAGAAGCCAGAGUCUGACGCACUCACGCAGUGAUGUUGAAAUGCAUGGCUGCCAGCUGAACGCAAAAGCAGGAACCCCUGCUUUGAAAUGCCCUGGCAUGGGCAUUGCCGUCUCUGGUCACCUCUGCCCUCGAAGCAGCUACAGCAGCAGUGAGCUGUCUCUCUCCAGCACUUUCAGCGAGUAUUCCAGCGGCUCCUCCUACACGUGGCAUGAUGGAAAGAACCUCAGGAAAAGGGUGGGGAGCCUGGGCCCUGGGAGCUUUGCAGCUGCUGGCCCUGGGGAUGAAUCAUACCAGAGCGUGGGCAGGCUGUGGGGCAGGAAGGAAGUGGGCAAUGUGAUAACCAAAUGGGGUUAUAAAGAUUGCAUGAACUCCAAUGAAGGAAUCUAUUCUCCAGGAAUUAAAAGUAGCAGCCUGAAGGAAUAUCCACCCUGCAAACCCGCAGACACGGGGAGCCCCUGCACGGAUCCCCACAAGGCGUUUGUUUAUGACAUGGAUUCUCAUGACGAGGCUGAUGAGGACGCUUCCUCCUUAGCCUCGGUCCAAGUGGUUCCAAACCAGGGCUGCAGGCUACACAGUUGUAAAUUAACUCACAGUGUCUCUGACAGCCUCUUUGGCUGGGAGCUGAAUGGCAAACACUGUUCAGAGGUCACUUCCUCAGUCUACUCCAGGGAGAGGCCUGAGAAGCUGACGGGCUGUGCCAGCAACUGUCCCUUGGAGCAGAAGCUGUGCCCAGGCGUGCAGGGGCCUCGGGUACAGAGAGAGAAGGUCUCACCCAGCCAGGGCUGCCAGGCCCUCAGUCUCCAGCCCUCAGACGCCGGUGACGCGGAGGCCCUGGAUGAGCUGCACAUUGAGAGCAGUGACGAGAAAAGCCCUUCAGAUGCGUCUGCAGCCGCGGACACCGACCGGUCCGUGGAGAGCCUGGACAUCCUCACAGGAUUUGAAAAAUCUUCACGUGGGUCUCCUGAGGAGGAAGAAAACCAAGCACCCGUCCAUUUAGAGAGCAGGCCAAAGACGUUUAGUUUCAUUAAGCAGCAGAGGGUUGUAAAACGGACUUCCUCAGAAGAAUGUAUUACUGUGGUAUUUGAUGCAGAAGACGGCCAGCCCAUUGAGCUCAGCUCUCACCAGACUGGCCUUGUUACUGUGACCAGAAAGGAGAUUUCCAUCCGUCAGGCCCCUGCUGGGCCCCGGAUGGAACACGCUGAACUUUCACCUCAGGGAAUUGCUCAUUUACAGCCAGGGGCUGCAGCUAGAGACUACCCUUUUUUAAAGAGGUCUGAAGAGGAGACUGAAAGAAACAUUCCACAGGGUGAGGUAGAUGAUACUGCCAUGGCACCUGCUGUGUCUUUCCACCCCAGGACAGUGGCGCAAAAUAGUCAAAGACGGGCCAAACCGACACAUGUCACAUCAUGCCAGAGUCAUUCUAGGUCAUCUGUGGGCACAGGCAUCUGUCAGAAGAAAAGUCUGACAAAAAUACCUACCAGGGGCAAGCCUUCACCUCAGAAAUCAAAAGUAAGGGAGCCUGAAGCCUCCCUGGUGAUGCCCUCAACUGGCCCAGUGACUCUUGAGAAAUCACCAGCUCCAGGGAAUCUCUCACGGUUCAAAAAGACUGAAGGCCCAGCUCCCCUUUUUGAUCUGCAGCCAGAUUCACACAUUCCAAAACCCCCCACCCAGCUUCCUCACGGCUCCAAGAUGUCCAGCAGAAGGGAUUGGAUCCAGAGCUCCAAGAGUCAGAUUCUAGCAUCACAGUUGCUGUCCAGGACCCCCACUGAGCGGAGUGAUGAUGGAGAGCCCCCCACAAGGGAUAAACACUGUGACCCAGGGCCAGAGCCUGGGGUGAAAUCACCCUCCCCACCACCCCCUCCAGGCAGGUCGGUCUCCCUACUCAUCAGGCCCAGUUAUGACUUUUUUCCGCCACCUUCAUCUGCCAAAUCCGAAAGCAGGGUGCCCAACGAGACAGCAAGAAUGGUAUUGAAAUCGCCCCCUCUGAAAGGAUCCUCUGCUCCUGUUAUUUAUUUUAACCAGACCCUGACAGAUGUGCAGGGGAGGAAACCAUCUGUUGCCUUCAAAAAGCCUGUCUUCACUCCCUCACCACCCUCAGCAGAAACAGCAAUCCAGAUGAGAUGCCCUGCUCACAGCCCUCUUGCUGUGAUGGUCCCGGAGCCCCCAAAAGUCUGUCCAAAGAGAAAUACCCCCAGAGCCCCACCUCACCAAACACGUGGGACCACACAGAACAACACAGGGUUACAGACUCCCAAGAACUGUGCUUCCCCCCGUGAGCCGCUGGAAAUACCGUCCUCCAAGGGUUUACCUCCAGGGAGAAAAGAACAGUUGAGUGGCAAUGUCUCUGCAUCCUCCACGCCUGCCUUCUUAGGGGUGAGUGAGUCACCAUCAUCUCAGGUUAACAGCCCCUUAUCAUCAGCGUCCUCCAAAAGCCAUAGCCCCCUACAUGCGUGUCAGAACCUUCAUGAGAGAGGACUGAAAACUCGCCUCCCAGUUGGGCUCAAAGUUUUCAUGAAGUCUCCCCAGUUGCUCAGGAAAAGUUCCACAGUGCCAGGGAAACAUGAAAAAGACAGUCUAAAUGAAGCCUCGAAAACCUCCGUGGCUGUGAGCAAGGCUAAGCCAGGGGCCUCCAGAAAUCCAGGCAGCCUUGAGGCCACAGGAGGGGAAAGAAAUGCGUCUCCAGUGGGCUUACCAGCACAAGAGGGUUUGGCCGAAGGGCUUCCCCUGGAAAGAGCAAUGCCAGAGUCACUGGAAAAUAGCAUGCCUGGGGCUGAUAGAAAAGGUGGAGUAGAAAGCAGGUCUGUGAAAAGAUCCCUGUCCUCCAGCAAACCACACCUGAAACCAGCUCUGGGCAUGAAUGGAGCCAAAGCCCGCAGCCAGAGCUGCAGUGCUCGCUCAGGGGAAGAGCCCCCCACGCCCCCCACAGAAGGGCUGGGCAAAGUCCGGACUCAGAUUAUCACCAACACCGCUGAGAGAGGCAGUUCCCUCACCCGGCAGAGCUCCUCCACCGAAGGCUCCCCCAGCAGGACUGCGUCUGGCCCUGGGUCUGAUGGGCUCCCCAGCUCUGGGCGGCCCCUGGGACACCCUUCCCCUAGGCAGGGCUCCUUGGGGAGCACAGGCAGCCCCAGCAGCCGGCACGGGAGCCCAAGCAAGUUGCCUUUGAGGAUCCCUCCAAAAUCCGAAGAGCCCCUCACCCCAGCUGGAACAGAAGAGCAGCAGGCCUACGCCCAGGGAGAAGGCCCGGGGGCGACUGUACCUGAGGGGCCAGGCAGUGACCACUGCAGGUGCCCACUCACCCCAACAGAUAGCUCAGGAGGCCCACAGAGUCUGGGGAGGACACCACAUCCCAGCAAUUUCACAGCAAGCAGGACCUCCAAGCUAGAAACUUCUGGAAGGUAUCCAGACGCUUCUGCAACCAGGGCCGGUGUCGUAAGCCCAGAAGCCCCCCUCUCACCCACAAUUGAAGAAAAGGUCAUGUUGUGCAUUCAGGAAAAUGUGGAAAAGGGCCAAGUGCAAACAAAGGCCACCUCUGUGGAAGCGAGGCCGAAGCCGGGGCCUUCUUUUGCCAGCUGGUUCGGUUUUCGGAGGAGCAGACUCCCGGCUCUCAGUAGCAGGAAGAUGGAUGUCUCCAAAACCAAAGCAGAAAAGAAAGAUGCAAAAGGUUUAGGGUUUGGAAACAAACAGCUGAAAUCGGAGAGAAAGAAAGAGAAAAAGAAGCCUGAGCUAGAGUGUGAGAUGGAAGAUGAACUUCACAGGAACAUCGAGUUGGCAGAGGGUCCAGACAGUGGUCUGCAAAACAGAAAUAACCUGAAAACACCGCCAGACAUUUAUGACCAAGUGAAGUUUGAAUCGAGAAAUAGACCCAGCCCUGUUCCAUGUUCAGCGAAAGAUACCUUUAUGACAGAACUUCUGAACAGAGUUGAUAAGAAAGCAGCUCAACAGACAGAAAGUGGAUCAAAUAAUGUCUCCUGUAGGAGUGUGUUAAAGGGCAGCUCCCAGGGCUCCUGUCUCACCAGCAGCUCUCUCAGCACUCAAGGAAACCACAAGAAAAACAUCAAAGCCAAAGCAGAUAUGGAAAUACCGAAAGGCUCCCUGAUAAGAGAGGCAAAUGAACACCUGCAAGAGAAUGAAGAAGAUACAGUUGCAGAUUCUGCAUUUCAGAGCCGCAGCAUAGAAACAAACUGCCAGAUGAGGACCCUGGACAGUGGGAUUGGCACCUUCCCACUCCCAGACGCAGGAGCACGCGCCGCGGGACGGUACAUACGCCAAGCAGACGCCCCCGAGGACACUGACCCCAGCCUGUCUCUCCAGCCGGCCCUUUGUGCCGCUUCUUCCGUGAGAGCCCAGACCCUUGAAAGAGAAGUGCCUUCCGCUGCAGACAGCCAGGGCUCUGAGGACAAUGCCAUUGUCCACUCCGCAUCCGACCCCAUCAUGACUGCCAGAGGGAUGCGACCUCUCCAAAGUCUCCUCCCCAAACCAGCCUCCUCAGGAAAAAUCAAUUCCCAAAUGCAGAGUGAAGUCGAGCCAAGGUCUCAAAAUUGUUCAUCAUUCGAAUAUGUUGAAAACACAAUGGCGAGCAAGCCACUUCCAGCCUGGGAGGGUGAAGGCGCUGCUGCAGAGACCCAGGACAAGGUACCCAGAAUGUGUGCAUACUCUGCCAGCGGUGGCAGUGAUAGUGACAGUGACCCGGACUAUGGAAAUAAUGGUUUUGGAGCUGGAAGGGGCCAGUUAGUGAAAGCAAUGAAGAGCACCACCCCAGAAAUUGAAACAAGUUGAAGAAACAAGAGAAGAUCCUGAGAACAGAUUAUGCAAAAUUUCCCUGGAGUCAUUCAAUAAAUAUAAUGGCAAUACUGUGA